Messenger RNA from Epinephelus moara (kelp grouper), 1618 nucleotides. RefSeq names its product ELMO/CED-12 domain containing 2 (gene elmod2). Gene Ontology annotation, cellular component: membrane. Lineage: Eukaryota; Metazoa; Chordata; Actinopteri; Perciformes; Serranidae. The transcript is spliced from 9 exons. The coding region runs from base 153 to 1049 and encodes 298 amino acids. Gene Ontology annotation, molecular function: GTPase activator activity. The record is from RefSeq and is a predicted model, not a curated record.
UUGAAACGGCUGUGUGUCUGGUUGGAUCAUGAACGCACCACAGCCAGACUGUUGUCAAGAGAAACGUUGCUAACAUUAACUUAACCACACGGCUAAUAGCUUGCAAGUGAUUAUAAGUUUGAGUGUGUCUUUGUCUCUUCGGCAGGAGGAAGAUGCUGGGGUAUAUCUGGCAGUACGUCUACACGUCAUUCCUGAGGUACUGGCUGAAGUGGUUCAUCAGACAAGCAACAGGGAAAUGUGAGCUGCAGAGAAUAUGCUCUGGAUACAAGCCUGGGGCCACAAGGACAACAAAAGCAGAAUAUUCUCUCCGCUCAUCAAAGAGCAAGGUUUUAAGAGGAGCUUUGGAAACCAACAAGGAUAAUUUAGAGCAAUGUGUGGAUCAAAUUAUGAAAGAGAAGAAUAUCAAACCUCAGAAAGAUCCGCUGUUCAGGGGAAGCCUACACAUCUGUCUGUUACAGAUAACAGGAACCAACAGCCUGUAUGUUUCUGUGGAAGAACUGAGAAAGGAAGUCUUCAGCUCUGAGAAUGAAGAGCACGAGGCCAUGCUGUUGAAGCUGUGGGACCUGUUGAUGCCAACGGUCAAACUGGAGUCGAGGAUAACCAAACAGUGGGGAGACAUCGGAUUCCAAGGAGACGACCCGAAGACUGACUUCAGAGGAAUGGGCCUGCUGGGCCUCAUCAACCUUGUUUUCUUCAGUGAAAACUACACAGAGGAGGCUCGUCAGGUGUUGUCUCAUGCAAACCAUCCUAAACUCGGGUAUUCAUAUGCCAUCGUUGGGAUCAACCUGACAGAGAUGGCCUACAGCCUCCUGAAGAGCGGGGCUUUGAAACCCCAUUUCUAUAACACAGUACAGGGCGCACCUGAGCUCCGGCACUUCCAUCAGCUAUACUGUUAUCUGGCGUAUGAAUUUGAUAAAUUCUGGGUGGCAGAAGAACCAGAAAGCAUCAUGCAGUUCAAUCAGUACAGAGAAAAAUUCCAUAACAUAGUCAAGAUGCAUCUACAGGACCCUGCCGUAACCCUCACAUUGACUGUCCGCUCUAAAAACUAACAUUAUUCAGAAGUGUUCCCUCACCUCUCCACCUCGCCCUGACGAAGGCAAGAAGCUUAAGCAGUGCUGAACAUUAAAGGCAUAAAAAACAGAUUGAAGUUGGCCAGUCACUCAAAAAUCUGAACACAUGAAUCCUCUUAUAUUCGGUUUUUGUGGCUCAUUAGUCCUGCUCUGUUUAUCCUGUUAAAGUGAGAGUUAAGGGUUUUAAAAUGGAGCACAAAGCUAACACCCUAUACCUCAAAAAUGACCAUUCCAGUGUUUAAUUAACCUUCGUACUGUGGAGGCGAAAUGAGAGCUGCUGCAGAGGACUGUACAGAUAACGGGUCUGUCUUUUGUGAGGCUUUAAGCACUUUCAGCGAGCAAGCAGCCAAAAUUGUUGCAGUUAAAAGAUUAAACUACCAUAUGUGUAGCUGUCUUGUUUGUAGUGAUGUAAACAAGAUCUCACAGUUGUUCCACUCAGGAAUUUGAUUUUCUAUGUCCAGAGACCAUGGCUAAGUUUGUGCAUGUUCUAAUGUGUCCCCGUUGAUGGCAUCUGUAUUCUGUAAUAUAGGUGAUGUGGAACUCAAAAU